AUGAGUCGAUCAUUGACGAACCGGCUGACGGCGCUGCCGUCACUUCGACAAUUAAACACUGCAAUUCCGAAAUGCCCUUCCCAAGCCUCACGUCUGUUCUCCCGGUCGACGGCACAAUGGGAUGAUUCAAAGACGGACCGGCCGAAAAGAGUGCAGGCGCGGCCCAAAACCGAAGAUCUUCUCGAGAGCGUUUUCAAUAGCCCAUCACUAUCACGGAGCCAGGCAGCGCAACCAAAUACCAUGAGUGAUCUGUCGCAAAGCAUGGUGUUUAACAUGCUAAACAACAAGCCCAACAUUGACACAAGCGCUCUCUCGGGGCAGAAUGUCCAGCCUGCACAACGCAGAGAGGAUACACAGGAACCAUAUCACUUUCACGUCUACUCUCAUAAGCAUAACACCCAUAUCACCUGCACGAAACCUAACCGCGAACCCAUCAUCUCCAUGUCAUGUGGAAAUAUCGGCUUUCGAAAAUCUCGACGCGGAACAUUCGAUUCUGCUUACUCCCUGACGAAAUAUGUUCUGGAACGUCUUAUUCACACCGGGUGGCCAAUGAAGAUUCAAAGGCUAGAGCUGGUGCUGCGAGGUUUCGGUCAGGGUCGAGAGGCUGCAGUGAAGGUGCUGAUGAGCCCGGAAGGCAAAAUAUUGCGCGACAAGAUUGUUAGAGUUGCCGACUCUACUCGUAUCAAGUUUGCUGGCACAAGGAGUAAGAAACCACGACGACUAUAG
Molecule: messenger RNA, 726 nt
Organism: Pochonia chlamydosporia 170
Lineage: Eukaryota; Fungi; Ascomycota; Sordariomycetes; Hypocreales; Clavicipitaceae
Product: 37S ribosomal protein S11
Exons: 1
Coding region: 1-726 (241 amino acids)
Biological process (GO): translation; ribosomal small subunit assembly; maturation of SSU-rRNA from tricistronic rRNA transcript (SSU-rRNA, 5.8S rRNA, LSU-rRNA)
Cellular component (GO): ribosome; mitochondrial small ribosomal subunit
Molecular function (GO): small ribosomal subunit rRNA binding; structural constituent of ribosome; mRNA 5'-UTR binding
Source: RefSeq, a predicted model, not a curated record